Anolis carolinensis (green anole) is the source of this 940-nucleotide messenger RNA. RefSeq lists its product as uncharacterized. The record is from RefSeq and is a predicted model, not a curated record. NCBI's taxonomy places the organism in Eukaryota, Metazoa, Chordata, Lepidosauria, Squamata, Anolidae. The transcript has 4 exons. The coding region runs from base 57 to 659 and encodes 200 amino acids.
ACACAUCCGUUAGCUUUCGUUUUCCCCUCUCGGAAGGGAAGGUCCAAAGGAGCAAGAUGUCCUGCAAAGGGAAGAACGUCCUGAUCGGUUUCUGCAUCGGGUUCCCGUUGGUCCUGUGCAUCGCCUUCCUGGCCGCGUACCUGGAUCUCAAGUCUUCAGACGCGGCCACCCAAGUGGAGACGUGCCGCACGGAGUUGCAGAACCAGAAAUCCUCGGCCCAGGACGGGGUGGCCUCUCUCCAGAGACGCCUCGAAGCCCUGGUCAAGGCGGAGAAGGAGGCCACGGCACUGGCCAAAGGGCUCCGGACACAGCUGGUGACCGCCCAGCAAGGCUUCGCCCAGGCCGAAAAGAACUGGGAGUCGUGCCGGAACCAGAUGAAAACCCUGGUGCAAAACUUCACGGCCGAAAUGGGCAACGCAACACAGCAAGAGGCCAAGCGGUGCCAAGCGGAGACCGACAAACUACAGAGCCAGCUGUCAAAACAAACACAGAAACUGGAGGAAGCCCAGAAGAAGAACCACCAACAGCGGGAGGAUUGCGAGGCCAGAAUCCACCAGAUCCGGGCUGAGCAGAACCAGAGUUCCCGUUGUUCCAGGGCCGCGAUCCCCGAGACUUCCAUCAUGGCCUUCCUCGCGUUCGCCUUCCUCUUCCUCCCAUAGCUUUGCCUGGCGUGGCCCCGCCCCUUUAUUUGCAUAUCAUUUGCAUAUCAUUUGCAUAGCCACUCCCCCUUCCCCGGGGCAGCCUUUGCUUUGCUUCUCCAGUGCUUCCUAUGCAAUCACAUGGAUUAAAUGCCACUUUACUGUGUUUGGAUGGACUUUUUGGGAGUUGUAGUUCACCCGCAUCCGGAGAUACUGGGACCCCCACCGACAAUGGACCGGGACCGAAAUAAACACAGAAAAGCCCCUUGACUAAAUAAACCUAUUACAGGGGUUUGUGGGAA